Molecule: messenger RNA, 2468 nt
Organism: Arabidopsis lyrata subsp. lyrata
Lineage: Eukaryota; Viridiplantae; Streptophyta; Magnoliopsida; Brassicales; Brassicaceae
Exons: 2
Coding region: 1473-2072 (199 amino acids)
Source: RefSeq, a predicted model, not a curated record
GUGUUGCUUCUGUUGUGGUGAUUUGUACGUCUGUGAGAAAGGGGAAGAGAUCAUCACGAGUGAGAGAGAAUUGUGAAGGUCGUGUCUCCAUCACUCAUCACCGUUCGUCUCCAUUUGGUUGGAGGAAGGAGAGAUCAGUUCAAGUAGAGGUAUUGGUGAGCAUAUUCCCGUCUGAUUUGAAGGAACAAGAUCACGAUUUUGGUGUCGCUGGAUAGGUCUCGCUGCAAGGAAGACACAACAACAAACGGUUCUCCAUUACGAGAUUCAAGUUGGGCUUUUGGAGAACAGAUUUCGGUCAUCUCGGAUCAGUGGACCACAAGCUGACGGUGGAUACGGUUAGAGGGAGUGUCAGGGAAGCGUAUGGAGCCGUCGUAGUUGCAAGAAAAGGUAAACCCUAACCGCCAUGACGUUUGCUUUGUGCACAAGAAACACCUGAAACUGGUUAAUCUGAAACCCUAAAAUAACAGAUCUGAGGUACCUUCUUUGGGACAGUGUUUGGAGGUUCAAAACUAAUCCGAUCAAGCUGAAAUUUUGGAGAGAGCUUCCUGGUACAGUAAGUUUGAAUUCAAUGGUGGGAUUAAGAAGUUAACGAUCCAUUCUGAAGUUACUGGUGCGUUUGUUUAGAUACUUAAGUGAGCGGCUCUUUGUCAUCAAAAGGCAAAGGUGAGGGUGUGAUCUGCGGAUAUACGAUUACAAGUUUCUAUUUUUAUGCUUCAUGAUUCACUUGCAUAGGAUUAGAUCUGUUUGCUAAGUAGUAAUGACUUGUUAAUUAGGAUUGAGGAUAUGAUGAUUGUUUUAGUGAUAUAGGAUGAUUGAGUUAAUGUCAUUGUGAUGACAAGAUAUUAUAUGUUUUAUAUGAGAAAGUGGAAUUAUCAUAUUUCGAGAUGAUGAACAGUGGAAAAAAUGGAAAAGUAGAAAAUGGUUCAAAGUUUCUGUGUAGCUCAAUAAAAGACUGACAAGUCCAGUGGAACUAGAUAGGUUCAAAGGUCAGGGAAGAUGAUCAAACCUGAAAUUGAUGUGGAGAUCUCGCUAAGGGUGAGAAUGAGUUUUGUGUUAUAGUUUGCAUAGUGGUGCGGACUAUAUGAGUAUUGUUUCUUUUUCUAUGUGAUUAUUGAUUGUUGUUUAUAGGUAGUUUUGUGUAUCGUAUUUCGAGUGGGCGGAAAGGAUCCUCUCACUGAGUAAUUCUUUACUCACCCAUUUUUCCCCCUUUUUCCCCAGGUCAGGGUGAGAAUCGUGAAUAGUCGUGCAAGUCUGUCGCAUAUGGUUGGGAACCUCAGGUUAUUGGCUUUUAUUGUUAAUUUCUUAUAUGUUUUUAUCCAAUAGUUUUCAACGAUUUAAGUUUAUUUUUAAGACAAGUUUACAUCGAGUUUUUUUUUUUUUUGUAAGAGAAGGAUUUUCGGAAAACUAUGACAUGAUGAAUUAAAAAAGUGGAAUAAAGGAAAAGAUAAGUAAAGUGAACGCACCCCGUCUCGAUGUUGAGGGAGACGGUUGUGACAAAUGGUAUCAGAGCGGAGGUUAAAGUCAAGCCGGUUCUGACCCGGAAGGCUAAGUCUGAAAAUAUUAGUAAUAAUAAUAAUAGUCUUAAAAAAUUUAGGACAACGAGGUGCCCAAAGGAGUUUAAGAAUGAUCUUGCAGUGCACUACUUGCGGGGAGAAGCGGAUCAUUGGUGGAGAAAUGUUAAGAGGAGCUUACCUAUUGGAUUUGUGUCUACCUGGGAAGAUUUCUUAAGGGAGUUCAAUAAUAAGUAUUUUUCGCAGGAAGCUAUGGACCAGCUAGAUCAUGAGUUUUUGGAGCUUCGUCAGGGCACGAUGUCUAUUAGAGAGUAUGAAGCAGUGUUCACUCGUCUAAGGAGAUUCUGUGUGAGGAAUUUCGGAGAGCAGGACAUGAUGCGUAGAUUCAUGAGGGGACUGAGGGCUGAUAUUCGUAAUCGUUCCUCCAUUCGAGCAUACACUAGCUUGGUUGAGUUAGUCGAGGAGAUUGCUAUGAUGGAGAGAGGACUAGAGGAAGAAGCCAAGGAUCUCAAGAGGGCUCAGGGGAAAGGUAACAAAGCAAGUAGAGUCUCAGAAACGUAGAUGGGAUAACCGUGAUGCAAGACAAAGUCAAAAUCGUUACCCUAAGUGUACUAGGUCCAGGUGUAAUAGGCAACAUGGAGGGGUUUGUUGGAUGGAUGCAUGCAAGUGUUUUCAGUGUGGUGAAGUUGGUCAUAUCAGGGAGAAUUGUCCAAGGGUAAUGAUAAUUGUAGGAAGUGUGGGAAGCCGGGCCAUUACGCACGGGAGUGCACUACGUUUCUAGUAGAAGAGAACCAACUAUUUCCUAAGACACAAGCUUUAGGACCUCGUGUGUACGCCGUAGGAAACCAAGGGGUUGAUGUUGAAAAAGAUAAAGUUUGAAAUUAAAUUUCCAAGGUCGUACAAGUUCGUGUUCAUGAUCGCAAGAUUUGGUGUGGGCGGUUUAAUCAUUAUCAGAGA